Molecule: messenger RNA, 928 nt
Organism: Leptinotarsa decemlineata (Colorado potato beetle)
Lineage: Eukaryota; Metazoa; Arthropoda; Insecta; Coleoptera; Chrysomelidae
Gene: Nedd4
Product: E3 ubiquitin-protein ligase Nedd4
Biological process (GO): regulation of dendrite morphogenesis; ubiquitin-dependent protein catabolic process; protein ubiquitination
Cellular component (GO): cytoplasm
Molecular function (GO): ubiquitin protein ligase activity; protein binding; sodium channel inhibitor activity
Source: RefSeq, a predicted model, not a curated record
CAUUAAGAACUAAAUUAAUAUUCCUCAGGGAUAAUUACACCCUACAAAUAAACCCCUUCUCUGGAGUUUGCAACGAGGAACAUAUGAGCUAUUUCAAAUUCAUCGGACGUGUCGCAGGAAUGGCUGUCUACCAUGGAAAACUACUAGAUGCCUUUUUCAUCAGACCUUUUUAUAAAAUGAUGCUGUCAAAACAGAUCGAUCUGAAAGAUAUGGAAUCAGUAGAUUCGGAAUACUACAAGUCGCUUUUGUGGAUAAAGGAGAAUGAUCCAUCCGAUUUAGAUCUGACAUUUUCGGUUGAUGAAGAAUCUUUCGGACACACGUCGGUACAUGAACUGAUUGAAGGGGGGGCUGACAUUCCUUUGGACAAUUCCAAUAAGGAUAAGUAUAUAGCGUGAGUAAGAUUUAGAAUGUUACUAUUUUAUUGAUUAUAGGUUGAAGAUUUCAUGUGGACCAUUUUUUUUUGUCGUCUUCUCUGUGUAGAUAUAAUUAGUGUCAGUUGUCAUACGUAUUCGAUGUUUGUAUUGUCCAUUCUAGAACCUUUUUAUUUUGUUGAAAUAACUCCAUGCAAAAUCAACAUUAAUGACAAAUAUACAAAGUAGCCAACUCAGAAAAUACACAUGUUCCAAAAGAAUUUCUUAUUCAGUAUGGUCCAUUGAGAAAAAUUUUGUAAAGCAAAUCAUGAGCCCUUUUCAUUUAUAACUCUAUGAACUUUCUCUCUUAUGUGACGGAGGCCUAAAUAUCACAUCAAUCGACAAUGAUUGCGGCCCCAGAACUGAUCCCUGAGGAGCACCUAGCUCAAAAUCUAGUAUUAAUGUCACCUCAUUAAAAUUGUAGUCAGAAAGUACAUCAAUGGGAAAAUAUUCAACAAUAAUUUGUUUUUAUUAUCAAUCCCAAUACCAUACAUAAGUUUGAAAAAGCUAAUAUGAAG